Daktulosphaira vitifoliae (grape phylloxera) is the source of this 3742-nucleotide messenger RNA. RefSeq lists its product as uncharacterized. The record is from RefSeq and is a predicted model, not a curated record. NCBI's taxonomy places the organism in Eukaryota, Metazoa, Arthropoda, Insecta, Hemiptera, Phylloxeridae. Bases 177 to 776 code for a protein of 199 amino acids. Gene Ontology annotation, molecular function: calmodulin binding. The transcript is spliced from 5 exons.
AUCUAACAGCCAGUCUGUUAAGUAAAUCACACUUCGCUAAAUUGUACUCGUUACAUUAAAAAAAAAAAUACUUUUCUUUUUACGUGAUGCUCACGUUAAUUCUGUCAUUCUUUUUCUCGAGUGUUCGAACACUUUAAUGUUACUCGAUUUCACAUUAAUGUACGUUCGCAAUAAUAAUGGGCUGUAACCCGAGCAAAGUAGAAGAAACCAUUGUCAAAAAUAAUAUCAAAAAAGAUAUGCCUCCCAAAUUAAGUGCCAAUAAUGUAAGUCAGCAACCAGUCGAAAUGGUGUUAAUACCAUUGACCGACGACAAACCCGAUCGAAAUACAUUGAGCAGCAGCAACAGUAGUAGUAGUAGUAGCAGCAGCAGUAGCAGCAGCAGCAGCAAUAGUAAUAACAACAGAAGUUAUAAAAAGAAAAUAGAAAACAUCAAAAUGAAAACGGCUGAAGACGUAGUCGAUUUUGAAAAAGAAUUCAGGCCUGAUGACACAGAACUAUGUCACGCAGCUACAAAAAUACAAGCUUCGUUUCGCGGACAUAUGACGCGUAAACAGCAAGCCGCCGGUAAAGACGAACAGGGUGUUGCUUCUAGUGCCAGUUCUGCAGUUGAUAAUCUGCAAACAGAACUUAAAAAUGUCGAUAUUAACAAGGAUCAGGCGGAAGAAAUACUCGACAUGGAUUUGGCCGAUCCAGAGUUGCACAAGGCGGCUUCCAAGAUACAAGCGUCGUUCCGCGGCCACAAGGCUCGGAAGAACGACGAUGCCAACAAGCAAUAAACCAUCGUUCAAUUAUCACUGUUGCCGCCUGACGUUGCGCUCUUUUUCCGCGUAGAAUUCCCAAUAUUGUCGUUGGCAACUUAACUCUCGUAUUCUCGUAAUAUUGAGAAAGGGCACAACGUUGUAUAAUAGGCGGAUCACAUCCUUGUCAUUGUCUCAACACUUUUCUUUAAAAUAAGGCCGGACAUUAUUCGCUUGAAAUCAACUCCGAUUAUUCAACACCUACACUAAGAUUUACGUUAUAAAUACACACCAAAGUAUUUGAAUAUUUGUACAAUCCUUAUUGCGUGCCAUGGCAACGUUAAGUUAUUGUACGUCAUCAACCGCUAAUGAACUAUAAUAAAAAAUUCCGACUUCACCCUUUCCGUUCCUCCCUCGCAGGACGUCACAGUCGUUACUACCUGGAUCAAUCACACUACCAAUCUCCAUAGCCACUACUACUACUACUCGACACAUCACCGUCAGCAUUGCCAGUGUUAUUGCCAUUGCCGGAUACAUAAUUGUUGUGGUCGAAUAGCCAAAUUGUCAUUGCGGUAACAUUUCAAUGUAAAUCACAAAAUAUUAAAAUAACCUAUACAGAAACGAACACGCGAACGUGCCAUAUAGAAAAUUCAACACAAUACACAUUGUAGUGUAGCAAUAAGAAGCGCACAAAAUAUAAUAUUUGUAUGUUUGCGGUCAAUACUAUGUGUAUGUUUAUCUGUAAUUAUUUUUAAUUAAUCAAUUCGUGUUAUUUGGUAGCAGCAGGGUAAUCAAUAAACUAUGUAUAAUGACAUAUAUAUAUAUAUAUAUAUUAGAAAAUAAUGUGGGGGGUAUAAAAAACCUUCAGUCACAAUUCCAUCGGAAAAAAACUACGAAAGAUAUAAUGGGUAGAGUAAUAACGAUACGACGCAAGACGAACAGUGACGUGGAGACUGUUUUCUUAGUACUACUUUUCGAUUUAACAGUAACUAAUUUCUUUUCGAUUAGAAUUUUUGUCCGGAGAGUUGAUGACGAGGACCUCUGAAUUAAAUCGACGCGUAGUCACUUUAUUUUUACUCGUAUAGUUUAUAAAAUCGUUUACUUUUCAUUCGAUUUGAAUAAGUGCUUUUUUUUUUUUAAAUUUUUAAUCGUUCGACAAUAUUUUGACAAAUCUGAUUUCAAUUGUCGAGCUUCAAGACGGAAUCGUUGAAAUUCACAACUCCCGAUGGUGUGCUAAGGAAAACGUACAUCCAAAAUAGAUACGAAAUUCUUCAAACUUUUAAGGUCUAUGUUUAUUAAGUUGCUAAGUGGCCACCACCGAUGGCUUAUGAUAUUUUUGAAUCUAUGAUAAAAUUUAGCUUCGAUACGAAGACGAAAAGGCAUUAAUACCACCUCGUAGUGAAAUUAUUUUACUAUGAUGUAGAUUUAUUUUUUGUUUUACAAAUUUUACCAGCUACGUUUUUCUUUAGCACACUCGGACCGUAUAAAACUCAAUGUAUUUCGUCUAUAUCGUUCCAACGUUUACAUAAAAAACAUAAUAUUUCCUAUUUCUAAUACCAAGCUUUUUUUUUCAUUAUUAUCAAAUAUUUUAAAAUUAUUUCUGAAAGAGUAGACUUAUUGAUUAAGAAGUCAUUGUUGUCGGUUGAUCGAUAGUAAUUCUACUCAAAAUACCUAUGUAAUUCAUAAAUAAAAAUAUAGGUAAAUAAAAAUAAAAAACAAUAAAAAUAGUCGAUUUUUAUUUACAUGUUUUAAGUUUUCAAUAAUAUUUUAUAAUUAAUAGAGCUUGGUCACUUCGCCAAAGUAGUAUCGUAUCGUUAGAGUUCACAUAUCGAUUUUAUAUAUAUAUAUUUCUUUUCAUAAAUAUACGAAUAAUUUAACGAACCGUGUUCAAUUUUGAAGAAAAGUUAUAAAUUAUUAUAAUACUUUUUUAAUAAACUUUUUAGACGUCGCAAUUCGUUUCGGAAUUAAUUCUUUUAGUAAAUGAUCGUUGAAUUAUAAUUUAUUCAAAAACUAUAUUAGCUACAUUUCACGUACGCGACUGAAAGUUAUGUUAUUAUUUUAUAGUCUAUUUAUAUCAGUGUUAUAACGCUUUAUAUUGUUAUAAAUGAAUUAAUUACUAUUAGUGAAUUUUAAUUUAUUAAACUUGUUGAUAUAAUAAAUAAUAAAUAAAAAUUAAUUAUUUAUUAUAUAUCCUAUUUUAUUUAUCAAUUUAUCAUUACAUUAUUAAAAUUUUAAUGUUUAAACUUUGAAGAUCGUAGGUGGUUGAAUUUCUUAUUUAAAAUUGCAUUUAACAUGUUUUUUCAAAAAAAAAUUAAUCGCUGUAUAGAAUACGUAACAAACAACAAUUUUAUUAGUUCUACGAAAGUAGGUACUAACAAGAUUUUUACAAAUAGUUAAUCGUGUUGUUUAAUAUAAUUUUUUUUUCUAAAAUGAUAUUAUUAUUUUAGGAUUGUAUUUGAGAGUUUAGAGUGGGGUGGCUAUAAGAAUUUUGGACACAGUAUUUUUUUUAGAUCGCCCUUUAAAUAAUAUUGGAUUUUUAUUUUUUCAUCGAACCUUUAAUUAUAUUUAUUUUGUUAGUAUUAAUAUUGAUAGAAUGACAACUACCAACAUUAGAAAUCAACUUUUUUUUUUUAUCAAUCGUGUUGUUAAUAUUUGAAAAUUUUGCAAUUCAUUAUUGAGAUUCACCUCUCAGAAUAAUAAGAAUAUUACCUUGAUUCCUGGGCCACCCCAUAAUAUAGCUCUGUAUUAUUGUAUUGUAAUAAAGCCUUCAUAUAUAUAUUUGUUAGAUGCAUAACUACCACAGCUACAAUUGUCUUAUCGUAUAUCCAUAUUUUAUUAGUAAUUACGUUUUCAAAUUUAUGUAUAUAUUAAUGCGUAUUUUUGAAAUAUAGUUUAUAUUUAUUUUUAUUUUAUGUUUCAUUCAAAUUGUAAUAAUUAUUGUAAUUUCUCAUUUAAUUGUUUAUGAAAUAUAGAAAUGACUAUGUAUAGCUUAUCAUUUGACGAUA